This is a messenger RNA of Mytilinidion resinicola, 2037 nucleotides long. Its product is annotated as mitochondrial ATPase. NCBI's taxonomy places the organism in Eukaryota, Fungi, Ascomycota, Dothideomycetes, Mytilinidiales, Mytilinidiaceae. The record is from RefSeq and is a predicted model, not a curated record. Gene Ontology annotation, cellular component: cytoplasm; mitochondrion. Gene Ontology annotation, biological process: protein quality control for misfolded or incompletely synthesized proteins. The coding region runs from base 116 to 1762 and encodes 548 amino acids. Gene Ontology annotation, molecular function: ATP binding; ATP hydrolysis activity. The transcript is spliced from 4 exons.
GUCUUGUAAAUAAUUGCAUGCAUUAUUUUGCCUCACAAUCCCGUUUACGUGUCAUGAUACCCUGGUAGCAUCCCUUGUGAACCUCCUUGCUUUGUCGCGCUUUUCUCACCCCACCAUGGCCUCGACCGACGCCCUCCAAGGCUUUCGAGUCCUCCUACGAGCCGCCCACCGUUCGCAGAGGACUUACGAGCGUCGGAGGACACUAUGUUCGAGUUGUGUGAGAAUUUCGCGCCUGGAGACACGUCGUUGGGCUCCUACCGUGCCUGGGAGUGGCUUGCAGAGGAGGACGCUGCCCAGAGUAUUUGCCCCCACUGCGUGGAGGGGACUCGCAACGUCACCGCAGAGAAACACCAAGUCAUGGGGGCCCGUGGCCGAGUACAAUGACCGCGUUGAGUCUGGACGGUUGAAGGAGGACGAGCACCAACGAGGAAUCGUUCAAAACCUCGAGGACCUCCACGAGAUGCUCUCCAAAUACAGCCCACCCAAAGUGGUCCAUCCGACCAUCGAGUCGCUUCAACCGAAGAAGUCGUUCUUCGGUUCCUUAUUCUCCUCAUCUCCGACACAAAUCAAGCUCCCGCCUAUAUCAGAUCUCCUACCAAAAGGCCUAUACAUGUACGGUGAUGUCGGGAGUGGAAAGACUAUGCUCAUGGACCUCUUCUAUGAUACCCUACCUCCGAACAUCAAAGCGAAAACGAGGAUACACUUUCUCAACUUCAUGCAGGGUGUCCACAGGGAGGUGCAUAAAGUUCACAUGAAGUACGGGAACGAGUUUGACGCGAUCCCAUUCGUAGCAGCGGAUAUUGCCAGCAAGAGCAGCGUAUUGUGUUUUGAUGAAUUUCAAUGUACGGACGUAGCUGAUGCUAUGAUACUGAGGCGUCUCAUCGAAUCCCUCAUGUCACACGGCGUCGUUCUCGUAACAACUUCCAACCGCCACCCAGACGACCUUUACAAAAACGGCAUCCAACGCGAGAGCUUCAUCCCCGCAAUCAACCUGCUCAAAUCCCGCCUUCGCGUCCUAAACCUUGACUCGGAAACCGACUACCGCCGCAUCCCCCGCCCACCCUCAGGCGUAUACCACCACCCUCUCGACGCGGCCGCGAAAACGCACGCGGAGCGCUGGUUCCGCUUUCUCGGCGAUCUUGAAAACGACCCUCCUCACCACGCCGUGCAUCAAGUAUGGGGCCGCGACAUCGAAGUCGCCAAAGCCAGCGGGAAAGCCGCCAUGUUCACCUUCGACCAGAUCAUUCGACGUGCCACAGGCGCCGCCGACUACCUCGAGCUGAUGCGGCACUACGAGGCCUUCAUCGUUACCGACGUCCCGGGGAUGGACACGCGGAGCCGAGAUCUAGCACGGCGUUUCAUCACCUUCAUCGACGCCGUCUACGAGUCCCGCGCCAAGCUCGUCCUCACCACCGCCGUGCCCCUGUCCGAGCUCUUCCUCAGCCACAACGAGCUCGAUGACGCGAUGAAGGGCGGGCAGUCUGAUGGCUCCAUCCCGAAAAGUGAUGAGAACGAGGACGUGAGUGAUGUCAUGCGACACUUGAUGGAUGAUCUGGGGAUGAACAUGAGUAUGCUCAAGAACUCGUCGCUGUUCUCCGGAGAUGAAGAACGCUUUGCAUUUGCAAGAGCCCUGAGUCGGCUAAGUGAGAUGGGGGGACGGGAGUGGGUGGAGAGAGGAAUGGGGUUGGAGAACAAAGGGGGCCUGAAGGAGAAGGAGGGGUGGGAUCGCGUGAGGAGUCGCUGGCGGGAGGAUACGCUGUAGAUCUGCCAUUGGAUGUUCAUAGGGGAAAAAGAGGGCGACGGAACGGGUUACGCUGCAUGUGAUAGCGUUUAAGCGGCGUGUGUGGCAUUUGAGGGCGUUCGCGGAAUAAAGCGCGUCAUGUGGUGGCAUUUUGGCAUAUGAUUGCGUGGGGAUUGGGCAGCAUAUUCGUAGCGGUGAGUCGGGCAAUAUGAAUCGGCUCUUCUUCAGGGGCUUCGAGCCGUUGGUGCUGUCAUCACAUGUCGGACUCCUGACACACGCUGCGCCGGGUUGGCUAG